Messenger RNA from Miniopterus natalensis, 3317 nucleotides. RefSeq names its product phosphopantothenoylcysteine decarboxylase (gene PPCDC). Lineage: Eukaryota; Metazoa; Chordata; Mammalia; Chiroptera; Miniopteridae. Gene Ontology annotation, cellular component: phosphopantothenoylcysteine decarboxylase complex. The record is from RefSeq and is a predicted model, not a curated record. Gene Ontology annotation, biological process: coenzyme A biosynthetic process. Gene Ontology annotation, molecular function: FMN binding; phosphopantothenoylcysteine decarboxylase activity.
AUGCUGUGCCCUCCAUCUGGCCUGCUGUUUUGGCACCCUAAGUUCCUGCUCAUCCUUUGCGAUUCACCCUGAGUGACUUCUCUGAGAGGGCUUCACUGGCCUCUAGGUGUUUAUACCCCUCUGCUUCUUUAUGGAGGACCUUAUUCUGUGAUUUUCUGUGUUCCUGCUCGUCUCAGGAGCAGGGAUGUUCCUGAUCUAUCUCCGUAACCCCUGCACUUAAAACAGAAGAGGCUCGCUAUAAAUUCAGUAUUAAAUACCCCAAGGAUGAGCAGUGUUUAUGUGUGGGAUGGAGGUGUGGAGUGAGGACGCCGGACAAUUAGGCGAAGCCCAGGUGAGAGCACCAGAAAAACCAAGAACAAUGAGCCAGGGUUCGCAGCAGAAUUCCCUUGAGUGGACAACUACCGCACGGCAGAGAAAUGGACUACAGCUCCCAGAAGGCUGUGCGAUCACGUAGGCUGCCAGUUGCUCUCGUGAGAUUGUGUGCUAAUUAGAAUCAGCGCGAAGCGAAAGGCGCGGCAGAGAUACUGUGGUAUUUGGGGGUGUCCCUGAUCCUAAAUUCCGACAGAGCUAUGGAGCCCAGUUCUAGCAGGCUCCCAGGACUCGAAGCCACCAGACCUCACAUGGAACCAAGGGCCUCAUGUCCAGCUGAUGUACCCUUGGUAGAGAGACAGUUCCAUAUUCUUGUGGGUGUCACUGGGAGUGUUGCAGCCCUGAAGUUACCUCUUCUGGUGUCAAGGCUUUUGGACAUUCCUGGCCUGGAAGUAGCAGUGGUCACAACUGAAAGAGCCAAACAUUUCUACAGCCCCCAGGACAUUCCUGUCACCCUCUACAGCGAUGCUGAUGAAUGGGAGAUAUGGAAGUGCCGGUCUGACCCAGUUCUCCAUGUUGACCUUCGGAGGUGGGCAGACCUUAUGCUGGUGGCUCCUCUCGAUGCCAACACUUUGGGGAAGGUGGCCAGUGGCAUCUGUGACAAUUUGCUUACCUGUGUCAUCCGGGCCUGGGACCGCCGAAAGCCCCUGCUCUUCUGCCCAGCAAUGAACACUGCCAUGUGGGAGCACCCCAUUACCUUGCAGCAGGUGGACCAGCUCCAGGCCUUUGGCUAUAUCGAGAUCCCCUGUGUGGCCAAGAAGCUGGUGUGUGGAGACCAAGCCCUGCAUGGAACCCUGUCCUUUUGCCAGACUGGACAACCUUGAUGGAAUCCUGUUGCUUCUUGCCUUUGCACAUGCUGCUGCUUUUACUGGAAGGCCAUUCUUCACCUGGCUGACUCCUCCUCAAGCCUCUGAUGUGCCUGGGUGCCACCUACUUUGGAAAGCCUUCCCUGGCCUACUCAGGCUGGUGUCCAUUGUGCCCCCUCUCAUUUAUUAUAAUAGAAUUGCAAUGGUAUGUUUAUUUCGUGUCCCCCUAAGGUGGUUUGGUAGAAGGGAAGAGUAGUCCUGUUCCUCACAAAACCUGGUAAGUCGUUCCAAGCUUCUUGUAUUGACAAAAUAAAAAAAGGUGUGUGGGGUUGGGGGAGGGGGGUGGUCCUGCUUCUUUCUGAGCAAGACACAUAGCCUAGGAGCCAUAAAAGCAAAGACUGAUACAUUUGACUACAGAAAAAUAAUUCUGCCUAGCAAUAGCCAAAGGCAAGGUCAAAAGACAAACAACAAACUGGGGAAAUAAUCUGUAGCUGAAAGAACAAAUAUCUAAUUUCCCUAAUACAUAAAGAGCGCCUGUGCAUUAAUUAGGAAAGGACCAGGAAAACAAAAGAAAAGUGAGCACAGACACACACACACCUUUAAACAUAAAAAGCUACUCAGCUACAUUGAUGAGGAAAGUGCUGCAAAUCCAACUAUGCUGAAAUGAAAGUUUUCACCUAUUAGGUAGCAACAGGGUUGCCCUUCGGAGAGCAAUCUAAAAAUAUCUUUCAAAAUCACAUAUAUACCUUACCCAGCAAUUCUAGGGAUUUGUCACAUAGAGACGCUCAUAUAUAUGACAUUAUGUCUCAACCAGGCUAUUCACUGCAGCAUUGUUGAUGGCAUUAAAAGACUGGAAACACCUUCACUAUAUAACACCUGGAGAUUGCUUAAAUAAAUUUGAGUCAUUCCUACACUGGAACUCUACACCGCCACAAUGCAAAGUGUGGGAAAGCUCCCCAGGUGCUAGUAUUGGACGAUGUCUGAGAUACAUUGAUUAAAAGAAAAUGCAAGAUACCCAACAAUGUAUUCCGUGCUAGCUGUGUAUAAAAAAGUGAGGAAGAGGAGAGUAUGCUUAUCUUGGCUUAUGUGUAUAUCAAAUACCUACUGAAAAGUAAGCAAGAAACCAGCCAUUGUUUGCUGCUCAGCAGGGGAACUGUGUAGUUGAGAAACAAAGGUCUGAGGCUGACUUCAUUUUAAGUUUUGAGCUUGGAGUUAAUGCAAAACACUUGUCAGGGACAUCUGGAUAUUUCCAUUAAGGCCUUUGGAGUAGACAAUCGCCUGUUUUUCUUGUCAUGAGCUAAUAGAAGAAGAUGGUUUUUGAGGACCCUUGCAUGCUUCUUAUAAAGCCUUUGAGCUCCCUGGUCUCAAAGAGCUUAUAGUCUUAUGGGACUAUAGUCUUAAGGUUUCAAAAUAAUCAAAGGACAGUGAAAAUCAAAAGUGAGAUUGUGUGGUACAAAAUUUAACUGUUGUGGCUCAGAAUCGAGAGGUAGUCAGGGUGGCCUUUUGAAGGUGUCAGAACUCAGGUGGGUGCUUCCUUGAGGACCAGUGCAGCUAAAGUAGUUAGGAAGAGAGCAGACGUGCUGCCAUGAUGCGGGUGUCCCAGUGCAGACUGGGACUCCACGUACUAGGGAAGCACGGUGCUUGCCGAGUGUGGUAAAGAUCAGCGGUAAGGUUUGUGGGACAGGUUGGAAAAUUGAGAAGCUGGAGUAAGCUCGGAAGCUAGAUGCUAAGCCAGGACACCAGGCUGUGCUGAGGCCUUGGCCACACCCAUGGGUCUGGAAAGGGAGGUGGUGCAAAAGUGAGUGACAAUGUGAAGGAAAAUCAGCAUGAUUAGGAGAUGUAAAUGUAAAAUGUUCUUGUGGCUUGUAGAGGAGGGGGAACUUCAUGACAAUUGUGUGCGUUUUUGGCAAGAUGAUUUACAGUCCCCAGUGUCACCCACUAAAAAGAAUUGUGCUUUGCUUACCACAGUUUUUUUCUCUCAGGAUUGUUCAAUCUGCCCUCAUGGGUCCUGGGCAUUUUGUAGUGUAGAAUUAGAAAAAGGUGAUUGACGUACAGAACUGAGAAGAUGGGAAGAGGAAAGGAGCCCUACUUUGGGGCUGUUCUUUGCUGUGGCAAAUUCAAGUAAUGGGUAAAGGGGGCGGG